GUAUAGUAUUAAGAGAGAGAGAGAGUUUAUAUAAUUUUCUAUUCAAGUAUUAAUACUCGACUGUUAUAAUUGUAAGGUGUUUUUCUUAACAGUACUCCAAUGAUGUGUACCGAUCAUACUCACAGACGAUGGAGUAAUUUGCGAAAAGUAUUAGAAAGAUCGGGUCCCUUCUGUAGACCAGACUUCGAACCAUCGUCGGAAACUUUGCAGUUCUUGUUAGAAAAUUGUAAGAUUCUUGUAAUCGGAGCUGGUGGGUUAGGAUGUGAGUUACUUAAAGAUUUAGCGCUAAUGGGAUUUAGGCACAUUCACGUAAUCGACAUGGACACGAUUGAACUAUCUAACCUUAACCGGCAGUUCCUAUUUCGUCACAAAGAUAUCGGCUCGUCGAAAGCAGAAGUAGCUGCAAAAUUUGUAAAUAGUAGAAUUCCAGGCUGUAAUGUUGUAUCUCAUUGUUGUAAGAUACAGGAUAAAGGCGAAGAAUUUUACAGACAGUUUCAUAUGGUACUUUGUGGCCUAGAUUCAAUAGUUGCUAGAAGAUGGAUCAAUGGUAUGCUUCUAUCCCUUUUAAUUUAUGAAAAUGGAGAGUUAGAUAAAUCUAGUGUAAUACCCAUGAUUGAUGGAGGAACAGAAGGUUUCAAAGGAAAUGUAAGGGUAAUAUUACCUGGUUUGACAGCUUGCAUUGAAUGCACCUUAGAUUUAUAUCCUCCUCAGGUUACAUAUCCAUUAUGUACAAUAGCAAAUACUCCACGUUUGCCAGAGCAUUGCAUAGAGUAUGUAAAAGUGCUACAAUGGUCAAAAGAAAAUCCAUUCGAUUCUCCAAUAGAUGGUGAUGAUCCUCAACACAUAAACUGGAUUUAUGAAAAAUCCAAUGAGAGAGCUGCACAAUUUAAUAUACAGGGUUUAACGUAUAGACUAGUGCAGGGUGUUGUAAAAAAUAUUAUACCUGCUGUAGCAUCUACAAAUGCUGUUAUUGCUGCAGCUUGUGCUACAGAGGCAUUUAAACUAGCUAGCAGUUGCAGUGCAUCACUGAGUAAUUAUAUGGUGCUUAAUGAUUUAGAUGGAAUCUAUACUUAUACUUAUGAGGCUGAAAGAAAAGAAGACUGUGUGGCAUGUAGUCAAAUUCCAAAAGAAAUUGAGAUCAGUAACCCUAAAUUCAAAUUAAGAGAAUUGAUACAACUUCUUUGCGAAAGAUCUGAUUUACAGAUGAAGAACCCAGGUCUCACAGCAUGUAUUGAUGGCAAAAAUAAAACACUGUAUAUGCAAACUGUACAAAGUAUUGAAGAAAAAACUCGCGAAAACUUAACGAAAACUUUAGCUGAUCUUGGGCUAAAAAAUGGCAGCGAGAUAAACGUUGCUGAUAUUACUACUCCUAAUACGAUUAUAUUAAAAUUAAAAUUUGUGUGAUCUAAUUCAGAUAUGUUCUAAUUAUAAAAUUCCUUCAUUUUGUUCACGGAUUUAUGGCUACAAUCAUCAUCGGGUAUUUACAGUAUUUAUAUUAAUUUUUGUUGAAUUAAAAAAUAAAUGUUCAGACAAGAUUCUGUCAGCAUUGACCAUCGUGAAAUGAUAAAGAUCAAAACAUUUUCGAUGUAGUAUCGUCUUCAACGAACCUAUAAAAUAGGUAUCACACGGUAACAUUGUUUUAAACAUUGCUUUAAUAUUAAUUCAUUCUAAGACUGCGUAAUAAACUGGUAUUGCUAUUUUUUCUUUUAAUAGUACUAAUCCUUUUGUCUAUCCUUAAAUAUAACAGAAGCGAGUAUUAAAAUUAUAGUAGUUUAUGACAUACCUGUUACAUUAACAAUAAAGACACGACUGCAAAUACAA
Messenger RNA from Hylaeus volcanicus, 1821 nucleotides. It is a transcript of the gene Uba3, whose product is annotated as NEDD8-activating enzyme E1 catalytic subunit. Gene Ontology annotation, biological process: protein neddylation. Gene Ontology annotation, cellular component: nucleus; cytoplasm. Gene Ontology annotation, molecular function: NEDD8 activating enzyme activity. The record is from RefSeq and is a predicted model, not a curated record. Bases 100 to 1404 code for a protein of 434 amino acids. The transcript is spliced from 4 exons. NCBI's taxonomy places the organism in Eukaryota, Metazoa, Arthropoda, Insecta, Hymenoptera, Colletidae.